CCUGUUAGAAGCGAUUUGGAUCAUGUAAACACCGAACUAACACGCCACUGUUUUUAUAAUAAUAUACUGUGAUGGAUUACUUCAUCAGUCGUUUAGAUAGAUUUUCAUGAACGAUAGCUAUGUGUUUUGUUAAGCCAUGCACAGAAGAAAUCCGUCUGUGAGCAAGGCCUUCAAGUUAGCAAAUCAGGUCUAGAGAUUGCUGUUUUGCUAGCUGUCAAGCUAGUUAGCUAGCUAACGUUUCUGGCAAGGUUUGUAGCUUGUUAGCUAGCUAUAACGUUGGCUGUGACUAUGCAAGGGGAAACCGCCACGGCAAUACGAAUCUCGGACAGUGAAGGGAAACUGGAUGUCUUUCUCCAGAAAGGGACGCCUGGUAGUUCUGGAAGAGGGAGUUCGAAAGGCUGGCAGUACAGUGACCACAUGGAAAAUAUUGAUGGUUACCUGAUGAAAUACACCAAUUUGGUAACAGGAUGGCAAUAUAGGUUCUUUGUCCUCAACAAUGAGGCGGGGUUGUUGGAGUACUUUGUCAAUGAGCAGUCCAGGCCCCAGAAACCUCGCGGGACGCUCCCCUUGGCAGGGGCGGUCAUAUCCCCCAGCGACGAGGACUCUCACACCUUCACGGUCAAUGCCAUCAGUGGGGAACAAUACAAGCUCAGAGCCACGGACGCCAAAGAGCGACAGCACUGGGUGAGCCGGCUGCAGAUCUGCACGCAGCACCAUACUGAGGCCAUGGGGAAGAGUAACCCUCCGCCCAAGUCUCGCAGUUACUCCAUGGCGUCUCAGGGGAGCGCCAGCUCGCCCCUGUCCCAGCGAAGGCCCAGCCAGCUCCAGAACCAGAACGCCGCCUCCUCCUUCAGCAUGACUCAGCUCCACAAGGGCUCCUCGCUGUACUCCUCCAAGAGGUCCCUGCUGCCAGACCAUCUGCUCGACGCCAGAGAGAUGAUGACCCAGGCCCAGGGCCAGCACCGAGACCUGAUCCAUAUCAUCGAGGGCCUGCCCCCGGCCACGGGUCCCCUCUCCCCACUGGACCAGGACCUGCUUAUGCUCAAGGCCACCUCCAUGGCCACCAUGAACUGCCUCAACGACUGCCUGCACAUCCUGCAGCUACAGCAGGUGGCCCGCCAGGGGAGCUCUCUGGGAGGACCUACCAUUGAGUGGCUGGAGCCCAAGCUGCCGGACAUCCUGAAGAACGGCGGGCCCUUGGACAGCUUCAGCACCGGGGGAGAGGGAGGGCCGCUGGAGGGCAGCCUCCUGGAGCUGAGUGCCACGGAGCCCUGCAGUUUCUCUGGGGAGGAGAUUGACGGAGAGGACGAGGUGGAGGACGCGUUCACGGAAAAGGAGGAGGAACUGGGGGCGGUGGAGGAGGAGCGCAGUGUCAUCCUACACCUGCUCUCGCAGCUCAAGCUGGGCAUGGACCUCACGCGGGUGGUGCUACCCACCUUCAUCCUGGAAAAGCGCUCCUUACUAGAGAUGUACGCCGACUUCAUGUCCCACCCGGACCUGUUCGUGUCCAUCACAGACGGCCAAGGGCCCGAGGAGCGCAUGGUGCGCUUCGUCGAGUACUACCUCACCUCCUUCCACGAGGGCCGCAAGGGCGCCAUCGCCAAGAAGCCCUACAACCCCAUAAUCGGCGAGAGCUUCCACUGCUCCUGGAGGGUGCCCAGGUCAGGGGAACCUGCUAAGGAUGCCCCCUCACCCCCCUCUCCUCCCCAGGGAAGCCCCACGACCGAGGAGGAGGACGGCAGUUACGAGUUGCGCUUCGUGGCUGAGCAGGUGUCCCACCACCCGCCCGUGUCGGGCUUCUACGCCGAGUGCCCCGAGAGGCGGAUGUGCGUCAACACCCACGUGUGGACCAAGAGCAAGUUCAUGGGCAUGUCCAUCGGGGUGUCCAUGAUCGGGGAAGGCUGUCUAUACCUGCUGGAGCAUGACGAGGAGUACACGUUCACGCUGCCCUGUGCCUACGCCCGCUCCAUCCUUACCGUGCCCUGGGUGGAGCUGGGGGGAAAGGUCAAUGUGAACUGCACCAAGUCGGGAUACUCCGCAGUCAUCACCUUCCAGACCAAGCCCUUCUACGGCGGCAAACUGCACAAAGUGACGGCGGAGGUAAAGCACAACGCUACCAACGUUGUGGUGUGCCGCGUGCAGGGCGAGUGGAACGGCGUGCUCGAGUUCAGCUACCAGAACGGCGACACGCGCAUGGUGGACGUCACCAAGCUGCCCGUCACUAAGAAGCGGGUGCGCCCCAACGACAAGCAAGUACCAACCGAAUCGAGGCGCCUGUGGCAGCACGUGACUGAGUCGCUGCGUCAGAAGGACAUUGAGAAGGCCACGGAGCACAAGAGGAUCCUGGAGGAGAGACAGAGAACUGAGGAGAGACACCGCACUGAGACAGAGACCCCAUGGAGGACCAGAUAUUUUGAGAGCGAGGGCGAAGGCUGGAUGUAUCACAAACCACUGUGGAAAACACCCGCUUUGAAAUCUUAAUCCUACCGGUCAGUGAGAAUCCAUCGAGAACUGGUGUAGCCACGAGACUGACGCUCUCUUUUGGUUUGUGUGUGUGUGCGCGAGUGUGGGGUUAUUUCCUAAACGGUCGAGGUAAAGCGCGUCCUCCACUUACAUGCAUACGGAUUCAAAAGUAUUGGGGAAGCCCUAUAACGUGACGACAGGCUAUAUAGUUUCAUCUCACACUCGCUGUACAGCUCACACCUCAAGGUAGUAGGUACAGGCUUUUGUACUGAUGGUCACUUUUUGUAUAAUCCACUCUGAAUGAGGACAUUUCUUGUACAGAUAAAAGGUACUCUAUUUACGCCGCCUUAACAAUCGUAUGAUGACGCGCUCUUUUGGGUUGUGUUUAAAGUGUUGACGAAUCAGGAUUCAGCAGAGCGAGUUUUGUUUUACAGUGACGUCGCACAUGAGAUUGUGAAUCUAAAUGCAUCGUUCAAAGUACACGACCGUUGGCGUUCGACGGUGUGAACUGGAUAGCCAUACUCUGGGAGAUGAUUGGCAAGGCUUGGGUCAUGUUCAUUAGGGCAUGCGACAGAAUGUUUUAAAAACGCAUUUCAACGGAAAAUGAGUUAUUGGACAAGUACAUACAGUCCCGUUUGGUGCUUAAUGAACAUGACCCUGCACAUAUUAUCAUGUCACAGCUUGGAUAAGACACACACACACAACCUGUCACUACAUUGAACAAGUUUAUAAUGGGGACAAUGUUCCUGAAUUCAUACUGUAGGAAAUGAAUGACAUUACUCCUUUUGGAUUUGCACAGACAUCUCCAUUUGGAUGAUUCCAUCGUUUAGAAUGAUUGACAAGGCUAGUUUGGCAUGAUACAGAUAGUAUUUUAAUGAUUAGCCCCCCCCCAAAGUGAAUGCAUUUAUUGAUAUGAGAUGUAUGAUAAAG
Molecule: messenger RNA, 3393 nt
Organism: Coregonus clupeaformis (lake whitefish)
Lineage: Eukaryota; Metazoa; Chordata; Actinopteri; Salmoniformes; Salmonidae
Product: oxysterol-binding protein-related protein 11
Exons: 13
Coding region: 289-2481 (730 amino acids)
Cellular component (GO): intracellular membrane-bounded organelle; membrane; cytosol
Molecular function (GO): sterol binding
Source: RefSeq, a predicted model, not a curated record